GCCAGCCUUCUUCCCCAAAUUCCCAGAUAAAACAGAGCAGUAGUCGAAGCACGGCUCCGGCGGACCCCUCCCAAAUUCCCCAAAUUAAACCCUCGCUCGCCGCCCUCCUCCGCCUCCGGCGUCGCCUCGCCGGCACGCCGUGACCCACCAUGUCCGUGGACGACUGCUUCAUCCCGCUCCCCUCCCCACUCCAUGACCGCUGGCGGUGCGGCUCUCACCCCUGCCUGUCCCAGCUAGAUCUGGACGACCGCGCGGCCGCCGGUUCUGGCACGGCGGGCGAGGGAGCCGCCUCGCAUGGCGUCCCCAGACGCAUCCUGCGGAGCCCUAACCGCCCACUCGCCGUCCCCCCGACGCGCCUCCCUCCUCCUCCCCUCGAUCCGCUGCCUGCUAUGUAUAAGGGGAAUGCCUUCCCAGAGGAGGAGCCAAAGCAACGCCAAGUCCAAGUUUCACGUGCCGCUUCAAAGGGGAGAUAUGCAAGGUUUAAAGAGAAUUUGAAUGCCAAGCCACAGGAGACAAAGCAACAUCACCAUCAAGUUGCCGUCUCAUGCGCCGCUUCAAAAGGGAGGAGUCGAGCUGGUUGGAUGUCCAUGGAGAGGAGCACUCCUGAAGGUAUCAACAUGGAGGAACAUGCUUCGAGGUUUCAGCCUUUGCCCCUGCCCAGAUUUACGAGUGACUUGGACCGGGCUACCGUCGGAAUUCCAGUUGUAAUGCGAAAGAGGAAGCCUCCGGAGGUGAGGAAUGCGCUCCGUGAAAGAAGAGUCGCGACCAAACAAAAGGACGCACGCUACCAUGCGGAGGUGGCCUUGCGUAAAUACAACAGAGCCAAGAACACCAAGUUUGAACUGGUGAAGGUAAAAGUGAUAUCUAUAUUUUAUGAGUUUGGAGGGGCCGGCGCCCAUUAUAACUUCACAGCUAAGCAGCCUGAGGAGCAACAUUCUGCUGAUGCCGACAGUACCAAGCUAUUCUUCUCUGAAGUCCACCUGAAUUUUCGGAGUGAGAAUGAUGUGAUUAUGUGCUGUAUAGUUGGGGAAAAUGACGCAGGGCAUUGCUAUGGCUGUGAAAACUACCAGCCUGUUAUUCACCCAAGCAGCCAAGCAUACGGCGGCGGUAGUAGCACUUGUAUUGACUAUCCUUGCUCAGACGGCGAUAGCGACAGCGACUAGUAAUGUAGCACUUGAAGCCCGGUGGCCGGCGCUUGCUUGUGUGGCCAGUCUUCUCGGGUGUGUAUUGACUUGUUUGCAAUUCUGCGAGAAUAUCCAAUCGCAUGGAGUAAAUGGAUGAACUUGAGAAAUGUGUCGUUGGAUGGAGACCCGAGUCUCAACUGAAUGUUGGCUUGUGUGACCAAUCCAAUAAUGACAUUUGCUAUUGUGGUUUGCGUCUUGGCCUGAGAAAAUAUGCACUACGGUGAGUAAAUGGAGUUAUGUAGACAUGGGAUGGAAACCUCAACUUGGAUGGAGUAGUGUCAUAUUUGCUCUUGCCACUUCCUUAUAAUGUAGGCCGUAGGGAUGUUUGUAGACGAGAUGGUAUAUAGUGUCAUAUUUUGUUGAGUUGUUAUAUUUGAUAUACUUUUUAAGA
Molecule: messenger RNA, 1575 nt
Organism: Triticum dicoccoides
Lineage: Eukaryota; Viridiplantae; Streptophyta; Magnoliopsida; Poales; Poaceae
Exons: 6
Coding region: 150-1163 (337 amino acids)
Source: RefSeq, a predicted model, not a curated record